Caenorhabditis briggsae is the source of this 450-nucleotide messenger RNA. Gene Ontology annotation, biological process: positive regulation of protein catabolic process. Gene Ontology annotation, cellular component: cytoplasm; nucleus. Bases 1 to 450 code for a protein of 149 amino acids. The transcript is spliced from 3 exons. NCBI's taxonomy places the organism in Eukaryota, Metazoa, Nematoda, Chromadorea, Rhabditida, Rhabditidae. Gene Ontology annotation, molecular function: ornithine decarboxylase inhibitor activity. The record is from RefSeq and is a predicted model, not a curated record.
AUGAGUAAAAAAAUUAAUAGUAAUGAAGAAGAGAAAUCAAUUCGUUUGGUCAACGAAGCUGACGUCGACAGCCUACCGACGUCGGAUGGUGUUUUUGACGCCCCCCAAGGUGCACUUCAAAAAUUGCUCAAAAAAGCUGAAGAAAUUGUAUCGUCCGUCUCUCCAUCCUGGCAAGUUGGCAACGUCGACGAGAAAACUCUUGCGUUGAAGAUUCCUCAUGACCAACCGGCGCUUGGAAACUUGAGGAGAAAUUUCGUCGAUGUCUUGGAAUUCGCUGAAGACCAAUUGGAAAUGAAUCGCGUUCUGGCUGUUUUCGAGAAGUCUCGGGUCAAAGCAACUGAGGGAUUCCCACGUACGCUUCGCUAUGUCGGAUUCCGCCCCUACGCCAUCAACAAUCAUCCAGCUUCGCUUCCAGCCGACAAAUACUUCAUUAUGAGCUACAAAGUCUAA